Molecule: messenger RNA, 4071 nt
Organism: Pseudophryne corroboree (corroboree frog)
Lineage: Eukaryota; Metazoa; Chordata; Amphibia; Anura; Myobatrachidae
Product: oocyte zinc finger protein XlCOF6-like
Exons: 4
Coding region: 38-2233 (731 amino acids)
Biological process (GO): regulation of transcription by RNA polymerase II
Cellular component (GO): nucleus
Molecular function (GO): RNA polymerase II cis-regulatory region sequence-specific DNA binding; DNA-binding transcription factor activity, RNA polymerase II-specific
Source: RefSeq, a predicted model, not a curated record
GUAAAUAGAGGAACACAGGGGUCUGUACAAGGACGUGAUGAUGGAGAAUCACCGGCCCCUCACAUCACUGGAUGGGCCCAGUAACAGAGAUACCCCAGAGAGAUGUCCCCGUCCUCUGUAUUCCCAGGAUUGUACAGAGGAGAAUCACAGGACCCCACAGGAGGAUCAGGUAGAACAUCUUUCUCGUAUAAAGGCAGAAGCUAUAAGGAGAGUAGAAGAGACGUAUGUGACUGAUAUAAAGGCUGAAGAUAUAGAGGAAGAAGAGGAGACGUAUGUGACUGAUAUAAAGGCAGAAGAUGUAGAUGGAGAAGAAGAGACGUAUGUGACUGAUAUAAAGGCAGAAGAUACAGAGGGAGAAGAAGAGACGUAUGUGACUGAUAUAAAGGCAGAAGAUAUAGAGGGAGAAGAAGAGAUGUAUGUGACUGAUAUAAAGGCAGAAGAUAUAGAGGGAGAAGAAGAGACGUAUGUGACUGAUAUAAAGGCAGAAGAUAUAGAGGGAGAAGAAGAGACGUAUGUGACUGAUAUAAAGGCAGAAGAUACAGAGGGAGAAGAAGAGACGUAUGUGACUGAUAUAAAGACAGAAGAUAUAGAGGGAAAAGAAGAGACGUAUGUGACUGAUAUAAAGGCAGAAGAUAUAGAGGGAGAAGAAGAGACAUAUGUGACUGAUAUAAAGGCAGAAGAUAUAGAGGGAGAAGAAGAGACGUAUGUGAGGGGUGAUCAGCAGUGUAAGGAGGAGGAGAUCCCUACAGAUAUCAGCACAGCAGAUGGACACACAAGCAGGAAUAUCUCAGAAGGACAUCUAAUGUUAUCCCUGGAUUCUGAAAUAACCGAUAACGACAGUAGACAGGAUUCUCCAGGAGCUAACCCCAUUACCCCAAUUAUACAUCCAGCUCUAUCAGCUGGUCUCUCUGAUCCUGGGAAAUGUUCUCCUGAUCACUCUGAUAUUGGUGCAUCUGUUACAGCUCUGACAGUAGAUACAGUGUUUCCCUGUUCUAUAGAUGCCAAAUGUUUUACACAGAACACAAAGCGUAUUACCAAUCAGACAGCUAAGGCAGGUGAGAGUCCAUUUCCAUGUUCUGAGUGUGGGAAAUGUUUUACAUAUAAAUCAUAUCUUGUUAGACAUGAGAGAAGUCACACAGGUGAGAAGCCAUAUUCCUGUUCUGAGUGUGGGAUAUGUUUUACACAGAAAUCAGCUCUUGUUAUACAUCAGAGAAGUCACACAGGUGAGAAGCCAUUUUCCUGUUCUGAGUGUGGGAAAUGUUUUGCACUGAAAUCACAUCUUGUUCCACAUCAGAGAAGUCACACAGGUGAGAAGCCAUUUUCCUGUUCUGAGUGUGGGAAAUGUUUUGCACACAAAUCAUAUUUUGUUAUACAUCAGAGAAGUCACACAGGUGAGAUGCCAUUUUCCUGUUCUGAGUGUGGGAAAUGUUUUGCACACAAAUCAUAUUUUGUUAUACAUCAGAGAAGUCACACAGGUGAGAUGCCAUUUUCCUGUUCUGAGUGUGGGAAAUGUUUUUCAUCGACAUCACAUCUUGGAAGACAUCAGAGGAGUCACACAGGUGAGAAGCCAUUUUCCUGUUCUGAGUGUGGAAAAUGUUUUUCAUCGACAUCACAUCUUGUUAUACAUCAGAGAAGUCACACAGGUGAGAAGCCAUAUUCCUGUUCUGAGUGUGGGAUAUGUUUUACACAGAAAUCAGCUCUUGUUAGACAUGAGAGAAGUCACACAGGUGAGAAGCCGUAUUCCUGUUCUGAGUGUGGGAAAUGUUUUGCACACAAAUCACAUUUAGUUAUACAUCAGAGAAGUCACACAGGUGAGAAGCCAUUUUCCUGUUCUGAGUGUGGGAAAUGUUUUUUAUCGACAUCACAUCUUGUUAUACAUCAGAGAAGUCACACAGGUGAGAUGCCAUUUUCCUGUUCUGAGUGUGGGAAAUGUUUUGCACACAAAUCAUAUUUUGUUAUACAUCAGAGAAGUCACACAGGUGAGAUGCCAUUUUCCUGUUCUGAGUGUGGGAAAUGUUUUUCAUCGACAUCACAUCUUGUUAGACAUCAGAGGAGUCACACAGGUGAGAAGCCAUUUUCCUGUUCUGAGUGUGGGAAAUGUUUUUCAUCGACAUCACAUCUUGUUAGACAUCAGAGGAGUCACACAGGUGAGAAGCCAUUUUCCUGUUCUCAGUGUGGGAAAUGUUUUGCACGGAAAUCAGUUCUUGUUAAACAUCAGCGAUUUCACAGAUGAGAAGCCAUUUUCAUGCUGUGAGAGAAAUAAAUCUGCUCUUGUUGAACAUAUUAGACAUUACCCAAGUACGGAACCAUUUACAUCUUCUGGAGUAUAAUUAUCACUGCCGUCCAAUGUUCCUCAAGGGUGAAUACGAUCUCUUAUGCUUUAUAAAAUAUACAUGCUACCACUGGGUGAUAUAAUCAGACGUCAUGGCCUGGUCUACCACUGCUAUGCAGAUUGCCUGCUUUUUGCACCAUGUACUGAGAACCUAAUACCAAUCCUAAAUGGUUGUCUAGCUGAGCGCCUGGGGUUGAUGAUGCCAGUUGGCUGUGACUCAGUCUUUGUGAAACAUAAUAGAAGCUCACCAACAAAGGACAAGACUACAGCUUUACCAACCAUCUGGAUUUUUGCUUUGGUGUUCAGAAUUGCAAAAUACUAAACAUGUGCUGAAUCUUUGUGUUGUCCUGGUAUGUGGCUGACACAGACAUCAGGUAUCUGCCACAUACUAAUCCUAAUUCUUCCAUCUGUGGACCAUAGCCAGAAUCAAGCACUUGAUUCCCUCAGAAGUUCAUAGACUACUGCAAUGCCAUCUACCUGGGUCACCCAGCAAAAGAAUUACAGAGCUUGCAGCUAGUACAGAAUGCAGCAGCCAAGCUGUUACCUAACCAGCUCAUUCCUGCCACAUAACACCCAUUCUCUACUCCCUUCACUGGCUGCCUGUAAGAUGACAAAUCUAUUUCAUAAUUGGCUAACUGACCUUCCCAGCCCAACAUUACAUGGUCCAAGGUACAGGUUGAGUCUCCCUUAUCCAAAAUGCUCGGGACCAGGGGUAUUUUGGAUAUGGGAUUUUUCCGUAUUUUGGAAUAAUUGCAUACCAUAAUGAGAUAUCAUGGUGAUGGGACCUAAAUCUAAGCACAGAAUACAUUUACGUUUCAUAUACACCUUAUACACACAGCCUGAAGGUAAUUUUAGCCAAUAUUUUUUAGAACUUUGUGCAUUAAACAAAGUGUGUGUACAUUUACACAAUUCAUUUAUGUUUCAUAUACACCUUAUACACACAGCCUGAAAGUCAUUUAAUACAAUAUUUUUAAUAACUUUGUGUAUUAAACAAAGUUUGUGUACAUUGAGCCAUCAGAAAACAAAGGUUUCACUAUCUCACUCUCACUCAAAAAAGUCCGUAUUUCGGAAUAUUCCGUAUUUCGGAAUAUUUGGAUAUGGGAUACUCAACCUGUACUAGAAGCAGCUUCUGCCUCCUUACUGCCCUGCUUGCUUGCUUGCUUCUACAGAUGGACUGUUACCAGCAGUACCAAGAAUCUCCUGUCAUUCAUUUAUGGGUUGAACGUUUAGCUUUGACCAUGGAACUCACUGCCUUGCACAGUCCAAGAGGCCUGCACUCUAGAGACCUUCACAAGCAGACUGGUGACUGUUACUCACACUUUUCAUUAAUGUACCUCUAUUUACUUCCUAAAUAAUACAUCCCAAAUGCUUAGGUCUUUUUUCUGCUGUUUAUUUUGUAUCUUGUGCUUUAUGUAAAUGUGAAUGUCUAAUACCAGUUUGCACAAUCUGUAUUGCUGCACGACAAUAUGGCGGCCAUUGGAACGUGUUUUCACUUCUUCUAGUUUGCCUAACUUGUUGCAGACACUCAUCUUGAUCAGGAGUGUCGAGUGUUUUCUUAUACAAGAUCCUGUCCAUAUAUACACCCUGUACAUUAUCAUGUGCAUUAGAGUCACCCGGGUUCCAUCUGCGGUGGUUUGUUGUAUGUUACAUCUAUAUGGUGCGGAUACUCCCCUGUGUUUCAUAAUAAAAGCUUUUGUUUGCAUCUAAUUAUUACAUUAAAGCUUUUAUUUUUUAUUCUG